GUCGCCAGCUCCACUGGCCCAUCAUUGUUCGCCAACGAGGUUCUGGCCUCGUUGAUGGCCGUACGAGCUCGACAACUGACCCGGCAACCCCGACUAACCACGUGGCCUUGAACUGCGAUCGGGCUUGAGGUGGACCAGAGUCGCCCCUCGUCCAACACGACGCUUCUUGCCGCCCAAUGAUGAACUGCCUCUCAUGGUGGCUCCCGCUCUUUCUCAUCGCCAAGCCGGCAUGCCCGCCUGAGCUGCUCGUCCUCCUCGUUGUCAUUUACUUCAUCAAGACUCGGCCGUGCUUCUACUGCACCGCUAUCGUCAUUGGGCUCUUCUUGGCUACUUCAUACUGGGAUCAGCUUCAGCCAUGGAAGCCGACUGCUGACGCCUCGAGGCUGCUGAGAGUCAAUCUUCCCGGCACCAAGACUGGAUUCGACCUCGAUCUGGGCUGGUCUUGGAGGUAGCAGCGUGGCAAGGCGACAAAUCACCAGCCAAUAUCUCGGAACAAAGCGAAUAUCGAGUCAAGCAUCAAAAUUAAAGCUCAAUAGCAGCAAGGUGUGCUGGGAAGGCAGUGGCCGGCUGCUGUCCUCGCGACUUGAUGACGCUGCCCCGCACCUCUCAAUCACACUACCACCUACUCAUCAAACACGCAGGAUCCUCCUGGAUGAACAUCGCUCGACACGUAACCAAUGAAUAAGGGAAGAGCAUACGGUGGGAAGGCAGGCGGCAGCACCAGCGCAGCAGGG
Jaminaea rosea is the source of this 734-nucleotide messenger RNA. RefSeq lists its product as hypothetical. NCBI's taxonomy places the organism in Eukaryota, Fungi, Basidiomycota, Exobasidiomycetes, Microstromatales. The record is from RefSeq and is a predicted model, not a curated record. The coding region runs from base 177 to 452 and encodes 91 amino acids. The transcript has 2 exons.